AUGGCCGAAGUCAUUAACAUGCCGGUCGAUUCCCUCGACCAUCGCGGCGGGAACGGCGACUUCGAUAGACCAUUGAAUCGACGCGGAGGCGAGUACCAUGAUAGGAAUCGGUCCCCGCCACCUCCGCAACGAGAGAGGGAGAGAGAGUAUAAGAGGAGGAGUAGUGUGAGUCCUCCACCUCCGGUGCCUUACAGAGACAGGAGACAUUCGCCGCCCCCGAGGUGGUCGCCUCCGUAUAAACGAUCGAGGAGGGAGGAUGGUGGAUAUGAUGCCAGGAGAGGAAGUCCUAGAGGUGGAUUUGGAGGUGGUGAUCGAAGGUUUGGAUAUGAUUAUGGUGGUGGAUACGAGCGUGAGAUGGGAGGGAGGCCAGGGUAUGGUGAAGAAAGGCCUCAUGGCCGAUACAUGGGUCGUGGAGGUGGAUAUCAAGGUGGUCCUCCAGAUUGGGAAUUGGGACGUGGUGGCUAUGGCAAUACUUCCAAUGUAUUGCCUGCUCAAAGAGAAGGCUUAAUGUCAUACAAGCAAUUCAUUCAGGAGCUUGAAGAUGAUAUAUUGCCAUCUGAAGCUGAGCGCAGAUAUCAAGAAUACAAGUCGGAGUAUAUUUCGACUCAGAAACGGGUUUUCUUUGAGGCCCAUAAAGACGAAGAAUGGUUGAAGGACAAGUAUCAUCCAACGAAUUUGGUUGCAGUCAUUGAAAGGAGGAAUGAACUUGCACGAAAGGUUGCGAAAGACUUUUUGCUUGAUUUGCAGAGUGGAACAUUGGACCUAGGUCCUGGUGUCAACGCGAUAUCAUCAAAUAAAUCAGGGCAGGCAAGUGAUCAAAAUUCUGAUGAUGAUGCAGAGACUGGUGGUAAACGAAGAAGGCAUGGUCGACCAACUGCAAAAGACACUGAUCUUUCAGCUGCUCCAAAGGCUCAUCCAGUGAGUUCAGAACCCAAGAGAAUCCAAGUUGAUGUUGAACAAGCACAGACCCUUGUACGGAAACUUGAUUCUGAAAAAGGUGUCGAGGAAAAUAUUUUAAGUGGGUCUGAUAAUGACAAAAUGAGUAGAGAGAAAUCCCAUGGAAGCUCCACUGGCCCUGUUAUCAUCAUACGAGGCUUAACCUCAGUCAAGGGCCUCGAAGGUGUGGAGCUACUGGAUACACUUAUAACAUAUCUCUGGCGAGUCCAUGGAUUGGAUUACUAUGGAAUGAUUGAAACUAAUGAAGCUAAGGGUCUUAGGCAUGUGAGAGCUGAGGGAAAGAGUUCUGAUACAAGCAACAGUGGAACUGAGUGGGAAAAGAAACUUGACUCACACUGGCAAGAGAGAUUGAGGGGUCAAGAUCCUCUAGAAAAAAUGACUGCUAAGGAGAAGAUAGAUGCUACUGCAGUUGAAGGUUUGGAUCCAUAUGUCCGGAAGAUUAGAGAUGAAAAGUAUGGGUGGAAGUAUGGUUGUGGAGCCAAGGGUUGCACAAAGCUCUUCCAUGCUGCUGAGUUUGUGCACAAGCAUCUCAAGCUGAAACACCCUGAACUUGUUAUGGAGCUGACUGCCAAAGUGCGGGAAGAGCUGUAUUAUCUAAACUAUAUGAAUGAUUCAGAUGCACCUGGUGGCACACCUGUCAUGCAGCAGUCCAUGCCGAAGGACAAGCCACAAAGGCGCAGGCUUGGUCCGUUGAAGGAUGAACGCGGCAACCGUAGAGAACGUGACAAUAGAGCAAAUGGCAAUGAAAGGUUUGAUAGGUCUGAAAACCCACAAUCAGGUGACUUCCAAUCUAAUGAUGGUCCUGAUGGAGGAAAUCGCGAUGAAGCAAUGUUUGAUACUUUUGGAGCACAAGGCAUCCAUGUACCUUCCCCUUUCCCCUCAGAUAUAGCUCCUCCACCAGUUUUGAUGCCUGUUCCUGGAGCUGGUCCACUGGGGCCUUUUGUUCCUGCCCCACCUGAAGUUGCAAUGCGCAUGUUUAGAGAUCAGGGUGGUCCCCCUGCGUUUGAAGGUGGUGGCAGAAAUGCAAGGCCUGGACCCCAACUAGGUGGGCCAGCCCCAAUUCUUCUAUCACCAGCUUUCCGACAGGAUCCUCGACGUAUACGCAGCUAUCAAGACCUAGAUGCCCCGGAGGAUGAAGUCACUGUUAUAGAUUACAGGAGUUUGUAGGUGUCACUGGUGGAUCACAGAAAGACUUUCAGAUAUGGAUUCUUAUUUUUGGGCGAAGGUAGUUUAUGUGCUAGGUGGACUUCAGUGACAUAAAGCAAUCCAACUGCAGAAGCGUCACCUUCUACUUAAUGCUAUUAAGGGCAGCUCGUCAUUGCGUUAAUCAGUAAUCGGUAAGGCUGCAACACUUUGAUACGGAUUCUGAUUAUGCCAGUGAUGAAAGGUGGCCCUGAUAUAUUUUUUUUCAUCUCUGCCCACGUUUAUUGUCUUGAGAAGCUGCGCUGUGUAUUUUAGGGGACAACAUACAAUAUUUGACGAAAUUGUAUCUGUAGAAUGGACUUUGUGCAAAGCAGAUUUGUCAAUUUGUUUGCGAUUUCAUAGUUUUCAGUUAGCUUGAGAAUACUUUUUUUUUUUUUUAGAAUAAAACAAAGGAGGUCCUAAAGAAGUGCCAGAUGAAUGGUGGAGUAGCUUAUUAAAAACCUCUUUCUUGUAGCCUGUCCUGGACAGUGCUCGUUUCAGUAAGAAUUGGGCAUUUUGGCAUCGCAAUGUUGAGUAGAAGCUAUUUUGUUAUUUUC
Populus euphratica (Euphrates poplar) is the source of this 2696-nucleotide messenger RNA. Its product is annotated as serrate RNA effector molecule-like. The transcript is spliced from 13 exons. Lineage: Eukaryota; Viridiplantae; Streptophyta; Magnoliopsida; Malpighiales; Salicaceae. Gene Ontology annotation, biological process: primary miRNA processing; mRNA processing. The coding region runs from base 1 to 2124 and encodes 707 amino acids. The record is from RefSeq and is a predicted model, not a curated record. Gene Ontology annotation, cellular component: nuclear body.